Messenger RNA from Lates calcarifer (barramundi perch), 10382 nucleotides. It is a transcript of the gene frs3, whose product is annotated as fibroblast growth factor receptor substrate 3. Gene Ontology annotation, biological process: cell surface receptor protein tyrosine kinase signaling pathway. Gene Ontology annotation, cellular component: cytoplasm. The coding region runs from base 2377 to 4236 and encodes 619 amino acids. Lineage: Eukaryota; Metazoa; Chordata; Actinopteri; Centropomidae. The transcript is spliced from 7 exons. The record is from RefSeq and is a predicted model, not a curated record.
CUCGUCGCCAGCUCCCGUCCCUCCUCUUGGAAGGCUAAAAUAUGCAAGAAGGAAGUAAAGGCAAGCUAUAUUUAGGUUCAUUAGCGACUGUUAAAGGCUCAAUCCGGAUAAAACGUGUCAUAAAAUGUCUUCAAAACACUAAAGACCAACAAGGAAUCAUCCUAUACACAAGUUAUCUUUAACGGUACAUAACUCCAUCUCGCUAUUGACUUUAGCUGUUGUUCAGUGAGUAUUAAAAACACAUCAGGGAGCCCAUAGAUGGAUUACAGUAUGAGACAGUGGGCCCCUGGGCUCACAUGUAGAAGCGAGUCUCUGUGGUUGUUUUGUGUCUCUUUACAGCUUGGUUGUGCCACAUUGUAGUCAUUUUACAGUCUUUUUAAUCUAUUUGUAGUUACACAUUGCUUCUUUUUCUGAGUCUUUCCAAGAGGAAAUUAAUAAUAAUAAAAAUAAUUCAUAACAGAGACUCUGGCCCAGGGGCCGACUGAGUCACACUGUCACACUGGGUGUCAUGUUCCUUCACUUACAAUGAAUGUGAGCACUGUAUUGUGUUUUGAGUCAAUCACAUCCUCCAUCCUUAGAGGAGCAUUAAAUGUGUAUUAAUCAGCAGCUUAAAAUAGUCCCCAAAAAUGUACUUUAUACUCCUGUAUGAUUAAAAUUAGCUAAAAAGUAAACUGCCCAGCUGUUUUAUGAAAUUACUGAGACCCUUUUCUUUAAAGGAAGCAAUGUAUUUGUGGCACAUUUUUAAGAUGUAUGUCUUCAGGUGGAUCUGGGACUGAGAGCCACAGAAAGGCUGGUGUACUUGUAAAGUACUGAGAGGUGGACUAAUGCAUGGUUGUUUUGGUCCCUUUUUAUUGGAUCUGCUGAUAGUAACAAAAAUAUAGAAUUUCACCUGCCUUAUCUUUUAACCAUCUAUGCUGCAAAUUUUAUACCUUCUGUGACCUUUAGUUGAGUAAUUCAGUUUUCUGCUGCUUUAUACUUGUACUCCACUACAUUUCAGAAGAAAGUAUCUCACUCUCUGCUCCGCUACAUUUAUUUUACAUCAUUACUCACUGGUUACUUUGCAUAUUCACAUUAUUAAUACAAAACGUAACAAUUCCUCCAGGCACCCAGAAACCAACUGGUUCUGUAAAGAUGAUUAAAUUGAUUGAUUGAUUAGUUGACAGACAGAAAAUUAACUUACAAAAAAUUGGUUUACUGAUGAACUGUUGAAGUUUUUACAAAAAGAUUCCACCAGCCACUCAAAUGUGAAUAUUUGUUGUUUUUUCCUGUUUUUUUCUGUGACAGUAAACAACAUCAACAUCUUUAUAGUUUUGACUGUUUGUCAGACAGAAAAAGAGAUAUGAACAUGUUCAGUUGGGCUUCAGGUAAUAUUGAUAGGCAUUUCUCCAACUUAACAAUCAGUUAAUUAUUAAAGAAAAUAAUUAUCAGAUGUGUUGAUAUUGAAAGUCUUUCAGAUUUCAGCUUUACAGUACUUCUAUAAUUGGAUAAUGCUACAUUUUCUGUGUGUUAAUCACUGGAAACACAGAAAAAUUGAAACAGUUUGAUCAAACACAACCUCACAACAAAUUAGUUAUAUAUAAACUAGAACAAUGAACGACUUAAAACUAGAUUUUAAUGCAAGACCAGGGUCACAAGAUGAAGGAACGAACAAAGUUAAAUUGUAUAUUCAACUUAAUUAAAUAAUAUAGAACAGGUAGGGUUAGCCUCAGCCUGGGUGGAGGGAAUGUAAGCAUUAAAUAAAAAGUCAUAGUUAUUGUCUGAAACAGACAAAAACUCUGUAUGUAUUAUUUUCCUUAGAUCCACGGUGUCUUCCCAGGUAGUGAUGCCCUUUCCUCUCAGUUCGGUGGGGUUUUUUCCUCACCGUCCGUCAGGCAGGCACACCUUUCCUCUCUGGUCCUCCAGCGUUUCUUACCUUCUUGCCGCUCCCUCUCAGCCUCGUUGUCUGGCUGUGAACUCUCACCCCAGCUGCUUGGGAAAUGUCAUACAGGCAGAGGCCCGUGCUGCAGUAGGGGGGCGUAAUAGGAGGAAGGAAAGGAAGAAAAAAAAAUAACAACAUUUUUUACUGCUCUCUCUGCAUCUAUUAAUCGCGUCUCUGUCGUGCAAGUGCCACAUCCCGCUACCACCACCACCAGCAGCAGCAGCAGCAGCAGCAGCAGCCGAUAACUAAUCGCAGUCUCAAUGCUUAUUUCGCAUUAGGGCUAAUAUAAAAAAAAUCCGUGCCAGACAUGGGGGAGAACGUCCUGCUUCUCUUGAAGAUGUCAGUCCAACAAACUAAGUGGCUUGUGACGCCGAUGCCCAGUAGAAGAUCCUGGGAUUGAGACGUGAAUCCCUUUACACUGAUGGCCUGGACUGAGUUUCAGCUGGCCUGCUGAAGCUAUGGGGAGCUGUUGGAGCUGUCUGUACAGAGACCCCAUCCGAGACAACCAUCUCACCAAAUUUAAGGUCACCAAUGUGGACGAUGAGGGCAACGAGCUGGGCUCUGGCAUCAUGGAGCUCACACAGACCGAGCUCAUUCUCCACACACGCAAGAGAGACGCCAUCCGGUGGCCGUAUCUCUGCCUGCGACGCUACGGCUACGACUCCAACCUGUUUUCUUUUGAGAGUGGUCGCCGCUGUCAGACUGGGCAGGGAAUCUUUGCAUUCAAGUGCUCCCGGGCAGAGGAGAUCUUCAAUUUGCUCCAGGAGCUGAUGCAAUGUAACAGCAUCAACGUGGUGGAAGAGUCGAUGAUGAUGAGUCGCAGUGGUCACACGCCAGAGAUGGACAUGUCUCGCACGCCACAGACUCCCAACACUCCAGCGUUCCCUGUCCAGGCUUUUCCCAAUGGAUACCCUGGUUAUCCGGUCAGAGGCGACUCCUCCCAGCCCUCUCUUGCUGAUGAUCAUGGACAUAGCCUCAUGGGUUUGGAGGACCAGACCCACACUUAUGUAAAUACUGUUAGCAUGGAGGGGGAUCUCUCUAUGCGUCACUGUGUGCACUCCCUACCUGAGGUGCGGCCCAGCACUUUCCCCGAAACAACACGGGGAGCCAUGCCCGUCGGGGGCCAAGGGAACCCGCAGUCCAACCUGCGGUGCUGUCCUCUCGAGGAGCAUAAAGAUCCUCAGGUGUUCUUACAGCCGUCAUCGCAGGAGGUCAAAUUCAUGCUGGGCCCCACUCCAGCACAGCGCCAUCUGCUGGAGAGAGAGAGGGAGAGAGAGAGGGAGAGACAUGGGCACAAUCCUCACAACCUUCAGCCAGUAGAGGGUGCAACAGGCUCAGAGACGGAAGGAGACGAGCCCUCUAUGCACCUGUGCAACUCUCACUCCUAUCACCAUUUCCAUCACCAUGCGCACCGCCACCCGGGCCAUGAGCACCCGGACGGCUGCCAGAGCGGCGAGCUCACCUAUGAGAACAUCAACGGCCUGAGGAGCGGCCGCAAGCAGCGGCUGAGUCCCAGCAGCGUGUCGCAGUCUGUGGGCUCGAGCAGCAGCAGCAGCACCGGGGACAGUCACUCCCACUCCCUCUUGCACCCGCAUGCCCACGGCCCCUCGUCUCUGCCCCCGCAGGGCUACGCCUGCGAGAGGGGCAUGGGCGGAGGUCACCGUCGGACAGCUCUGCUCAACUACGAGAACCUGCCCUCUCUGCCCCCCGUGUGGGAGUACAGUGCUCUGCAGCGGGACGAUGAACAGGAGGAGGAAGACGAUGAGCAGGAUGAGGACGAAUAUGAAGAAGAAGAGGAAGACUUUGAUGAGUAUGAGUUCUCAGAGGGUCCUGGGACGCCUAAUGGGUACCACCAGGACGGCCGGGGCAUCCACAGAGAUGCCCUGCAGAACUAUGUCAACACAGAGCAGGUCCAGCCGCCCCGGCUCCGACACGCCUGCCCCCCGCACCCACGGCCAUGUCAGCCAGACAGAGGGGGACGAAUAUUUAGCUUUGAUUUCGGCAGACGAUCGAGGUCAGGGGUUGGGGGCUGUGAGCACAGCCACAUGCCUCCGUCGCGGCAGCUGAAUUACAUCCAGGUGGACCUAGAGGGAGAACCUCCCUGCCAAGCCCUCAGCGGCGGGGGUGCCCAGAACCAGCCACAGCACCAGCGCCUACCACCCAAAAAAUGUGGCCCGCAGGCACCCCGGCGCAGCGAGUGCUACGCAGUCAUUGACCUAAAGAAGACCGCUGCCAUGUCCAACCUGCAGAAAGCUCUGCCCAGGGAUGAUGGGACUUCCAGAAAGACUCGCCACAACAGCACAGACCUGCCUCUGUAAACGAUGUUCAAACUGAAGAGGAACGAUGAAGACAGAUGAAGGCUUAUCCUCAUCUUAGCACACUGGACCCUUCACUGUCAUCCAUCCAUUCAACUGUCGGGCUGACUAAUACAGUACAGGUACCUAAUUAGAAACUUACUGAAACCUAUCUGUGCAUAUAAAAGGAAAUAAGAAAUCUCUGAGGAGAAUUUGCCAUUUUAUUCUGUGUUAUUUAUUAGAUGUGUGGUGUGAAGCUCUCUCGAGAAAUCUGCAGUUUUUACUGCAAAUACUGUUUGCUGGAUAUAUGGAUAUUUAUAUAUAAGCAUAAAAUCAUACAUACACAAGAAAAUCAAACAUGUAUGAUUUUAUGCUUAGCCAUGACUUAGAGCAGAGACCUCUGUUUUCAGUGGAAGUAUUCAUUGCCAUUCUGUAUGAGCAAAUUUGAAUUCGUAAACCCAUCUCCACUCACAAAUAUUAUUGUUCCUAUCAUUUAGUUACACUACAUCCAUGUGGUUUUCUUUAUUUAAACACUCUGAGAGUCAGAAAUGUGACCCUCAUCACAGAAGGCUUAGAGGAGUUGUUGGCAUACAGGAAGGUUAAUGGUUCCUCCAAGAUACUGGCCAAUAUUCAUACCUCAUCACAAGCACCUAAGUCUAAUGUUGUGGCUGGUAGAAGAGACCAUUCUUUGUUACUAUAUGUCUAUAGAGCAUUUUGCACACAAUCCUAUGGAAUUGUAUUUUAUCAUAUUUUAGGAACAGUAUCGUCCAAUUCAAGUUGAAAAAAGGAAUAAAAUAGAUGGUGAUAUAUUUGGAGAAUUAGACUUCAACUGAAUGAUGGUUUAAAAAAAAAAAGUAGCACACAUGGAUUAAACGGGCUUCGGCUCCCUCCUAUCCACAUGCAGCAAAAUGAAAAAGUAGCAUAUCACCUUCGAUCACACCUCCCCUGCGCAUCAUCCCAGACCCGCAGGAGGUCUGCAGCGGUUUACGCUUGUCACGUUGCACUUUUUGACCCUGGGCCACUGAAAAAAAAAAAAGGAAAGAAAAAAAACGCUCUCUUGUCACCGCUCUCUCUCUGCUGGAGCCGCAGGUUCGACUGUGUCCUUUUACCAAAAGCAGGAGGCCAAAUACUUCACGGACAUGUAGAUAGGGUUUAUUUCAAUGUUUUGAUGGAGACAUCAAUAACCUCAAAUAGUGGCAUUAAGCUAUAACCUCACAUAAAAUGUGCUGAAUCUAUAAUUUGUCACUUAUCAGGUGUGAGUGGUCUGUUUUUAAAGGGUAAUCAAGUACGUUGCAAAGUCAUGCAGUCAAGAUUUUUGUGAGGCUUUAUCAACCUCCUUAGUCAGAUAUUUAUUUAUUUAUUUCAUUAUUUAUUUAUUCAUUCUUUUUUUUUGUAAUAAUUCUGUUUUUCCAUGUGACGACCAGCGUUUUGUAAUCCAGUUGGUAAUAUGGAGACCAAAGUUUCACCUCAAAUUAUCACUGGACACUGGUGUAUUACUGUUAUAACUGUACGUAAUUCUAUUUUAAAAAGAGAUUUAUAUUUUAAGUGCCAAAACUUAAUUGCAAACUGUAUGAUGAGUAAAAUCAAACGUGCCAUUAGGAUUCAUAGGACAGAAAGGUCUAAGGUGAUAGCGGUCGAGAUACAAAAUAUAUCUGAAUCCAACUUUUUAAGGAUGGGAGAAAUUAAAAUAAUAAACACUGCACAUUCCACCUCAUCUGCAUCGACAGCCAUUAUGGAGGGAGAUAUAAGAAUGGUAAUCUUGUAGUCUGAUAAUCACAGUUAGGGUGGUUUUAUGCUGCUACGUGUACAUACUAACAGUAGCCCAUGUAAGCUACAGGUACUUGUCAAAAUGAAAACUUAACGCGAUGUCAGAUCUUUUAUCAUAUUGUUAAUAGAAGUAGCAUUGUUGUGUUCUUCUGAGAUUCUGAGAAUUUUUUUUUUCUUCUGAACAGUAGAAAUGUACCAUUUCAGAGAAUGUUUCAUUUGGCUCAAAUUAAAUUUCACUGAGAUUGUUUUCCUGACAAACCGGCUGUCUGGUAGGAGAGGUAACAGAAGCACAGGCCCCACUGAUGCUGUCAUCUUUUUGUUGAGCGCUCAUAUCAAGUUGAUAUUUUCAGCCGAUGGACGAAGGCCAAAAUGUUUUAGAUUUAUACACGUGUAUAGGCCUUCAGAUGCAGAUGUAUUGUGGCAUUUAGCUGAAGUUGAUUUUUUUCUUUUUAACCAAACGUUCAAGAGAUGAAUAUAUGACACAAAUACAAAUUCUCAACUUCUGAUGAAGAGGGUUUUUCUGCUUCUGUGUUAACAUGAGCUAAAGUGCAUAUUGACUGAAAUACAAAGCUAAAUUGAUGACCUCUGACCUUUUAAAUUUGUUUGUGCAAGGGAAAAAGAACAGCCUAGGCUAUGUGAUUGGUGCUCACAUCCCCAUUUUCUAACAGAGCCGUGUCCACAAAACAAGAUUUCUCUUGUUAAAAAAAAAUGUUAGAGGAACAGCCCAUAACCUAAACCAUAUUUCAUUCAUGACGAUAAACAACAGACAUUUUCUCAUCUCAGAAGACAGAAAUCAUGAAUGUUUUGCAUUUUUUCUUGAUGAUCAGCCAAAUAGUUUGAAGAUAUUUGAUUUAUAAUUAUAUAAUACAAACAAACCCAGCAAAUCCUCACAUUUGAGAAUCUGGAAUCAACAAAUAUUUGGUGUUUUUCCUUGAUAAUGACUCAUAUGUUUCAUCUUUAAAAUGCUUGUUUUUUCCAACCAAAACCCAAAAAUGUUCAGUUUACAGUGACGUAAAAACAGAGAAAAGCAAGAAAUUCAUCACAAAUAAACAGAUUUUUGGCAAUUUUAUUUGAUCAGUUAAUUAAGUAAUGAUUUCAGUGCUACUGAUACGUUAGUAUAAGUAAUGUGAAAAAAGGAGAAAUGGGUUUAGUCUAGCCUCUGAUCAACAUUCCCAACAUAGAAGCCUUGAAUAACCCUAAAUCAAAAGCUGAUAGUUUGUAUUUUUGCCUGAGCGUCAUACUUUGAAAUGAGAUUUUUAAAAAUGUCUAAGCCAACUCUUAGCUCGUCCCAAUACUGACAUUUUUAAUUGUAUUUGCAAAGAUAUUGUCAAGAGACAUUGGAGGGAUGUUUACAUUUUUGCAAUAAUAGGUAAAUUAUUGUUUUGUCGAUCGAAAUCAGACCAACGUGUGAAGUGUGAAAUUUAAAUAGUAGUCUAUAGAGCUGUGGGCUUAAUGUAUUUAAUCGCCUGUUCUUCUGUGAAUCAGCAGUCUUAUUAUUAUUAUUAUUUCAGGUAUGAUGUUUUCUUUUCAACCUUCAUAGUGCGAUUUUAGCUAUGAAAGUAAAAAAAAAAAAAAAAGAUGCCUGUUUUCUUGAUUGUCAGACACUGUGUUUGCUUAAACUCACAUUAACAGUGCCAUACAGUAGGUGACCAUUGCCAGUACUUAAAUUAAACUUUAUUGUAUUAAACUUUUCAAACCAGUGGCGAUGUUUCAUACAGGAAUCAGCAAGUGGUUCAUCUAAUUUCUCAGAAUAUUGUUAUGUGUGGUUUUAUGGUCAUUUAAAAAAAACAAAACAAAAACAAAAAAAUCCAUGUUUAAAUGUGUCAACUAUCUUUGUUAUAACGCAGUAACCUCACCACCACCCGAACCAGUAAACAGUGAUUACAGCAUCAUUACCACAUACUCCUGUGUUUACUGAUUAAUAUUCAAAAUAAAUAGGUAUGUUAAGUAAUUGUUUUUCAGAUCUAAAACCUCUCAUGUGAUCUCACUGCACCCUGAGUUCAAAUGAAGUGCAGCUCCCACCUCCAUCACUGACUGUGACUUGCUCCAUGUUGAUACUAUCUCAAGCAUUUCAUUUUCACAACCCUCUUUGUUUAUGCUCGGGGCGUGAUUCACACAGGUGUCUGUGAGAUCGUUAAGCGCCUAUCGCGGGUGUGAUUAGUUCUGCUGGUGUAAUCUGCAGGGCAAGGAGUCAGAAGUCAAGAUAACAACUCCUGUCGCUAAGUUCCCCAAACUGAAUUUAUUGAAUGGGUUGUUUAACUAAAGGGCUUGCUCUGUGUUUACUGUGCAAACAUGAACACGUAUCUUAAAGUCCAUUUAAAGAAAUUUCUCACUGUGCCUUUCAUAUUCAAGCUGGUAAACAUUGUCACUGCUGUUUAUGAGGAUGGCCUGUUGUUCAAAAAAAAAAAAGAAAAAGUCACUGCUUGUUGAAAGGCUGAUGAAGCUAAAAGGAGCUUUAGUCAAAGUGGUUUCAUACUUCAAGUUGUGCCAACUUUUGAUUGUUUUAUAGGAAACUGUAUUUAAAAGUGAUGUCUGUUGAAGGAAUGUUUUGGGAAAUACACUUAGAUUUAGUAUGUAAACAUGAAGAUACUAACAGAGGACAGUUAGCUUAGCUUAGCAUAAACACUGGAAACCGCUUGUGUGGCUCUGUCCAGCAGUUGCCAGGCAACGAGUAGAGACUCCAAGAGGUCACUGCUUCAGGCCAAGAAAAAAAAAAACCAUAAAACAACAAAAUGUCAGUGUCAACAUUUGACUGACUGUCAAAAGGUUCAACAAACGAGACAUAAUGUGUUAGUUUGUGAGCAUUAGAGGUGCUAGUAGACAGAUUUUUUUUAUAUUCAAACAGAGCUGUUAACCCCUUUUUCCAGUCUUUAUGCUAACUAGCAAGCUAAGCUAACCCUGUCCUGGCUGUUGCCUCAUAUUUAGAGUACAGAGAUGAGUAGCAUCAAUUUUUCAGGUAACUUCCAGUUAGAAUUGCCAAUAUGUGUACUUCCCAAAUUUGAACUAGUCCUUUAAGUUAUAGACCUCAAAUUUGAAUGAAUCAUGACUUGUUACAUUAGACAGAAUAUAACCUAUAAUAAUCUGCUCAGUGGUUCAGGAGAUGCAGUGAAACAGCCAAAUUCAAUGUGACUGAAAAGGUGUUGAAUCAUGACUCGUAUGUUCUGUAGCAUAUAAUGUUAAUUAUGAGUAAAGACCGUGUGUUUGUCAUUUUAAUGCCAUGUGGCUCUGGUGCACUCCAUGACUAUCUGAUCUCUCAUCAGCUGCCAUUUCUUCUCAUAGUGCUGAAGAAUGUGGAAAUAAACCUCCUUUCAGAGAUUUCUGUUUUUUGUGUGCUUUUCCAGUUUACAAAACAAAGAAAAAAAAAACACAAGUGUAAUACACACGUAUGUCAAGAUUUCAAGAAUAUUGUAAGAGCAGAAAGAAAGGCAGGUUGCACCAUAGUGCUACACAUCAUCUUCAUCAGUGGUUUUUAUCAUCAUCGUCAUCUCUUUGGUGAUUUUGUACAUCAUUUUCGAAAAAAAAAAGAUCUCACAUCUAAAUGACAUAUUGUAAAACCUCAACUUCCUGUUCAUGCUACAAGAUAGAUCUCUGUCAAAAUACUGAAAAUAUCAGAAAACUGUAAUAUCUCUUCUUAUUGUGUAUUUUAUUUUUAUUUUCCUAAAUCUGGUUUGUUUUUGUCUGGUACGAGAGUGUGAUCGCCACCAGAGGGUGAUGUACAUGUACGGGUCUGAGCUGUACAUUUUUGUGACAGAUUUGUGUAUUUACAUAACAGGUUGCAUUGGUCUUAACUUUGUGACUAUUAUAUCAAUUUAUGAAUCGAAUGAGUGCCAAAUAUGCUUGAGCAUGACAAAAACUCGGGACCUACGAGGAACUGCAGGUACUCUCUGACUCACCGAGUGAGACUCAAGUGACUCACUGCUGUUGUAGACUCUACUUGUGAUAUGAAUGCACAGCCGGAGGUUUUAACCAUGCUAAAUAUUUUUGCUGAAAGAGGAGCUGGGGCAGGUGGGGGUUAGGGGGACUUCUUUAUGUUUUUUGUCUUGGUUUGAAAAAGUUUAUUCAAAUAUUUGUUGUAUGUUUCUGUGUCCAUCCAUGGCUUUUAAAAUGAGUAUGCAGUGAGGGUCUUAUCAUGCUGCCAUUAGAGGUGAAUAUAAAAAGCUGAUUUGCUUCAUUUGUUGGACUGUCAAAAAGAAGAAAAAAAAAACAUUUGGGUCAUUUUCAUUCUUAAAUCAUUCCACACAGAGAUGCGUUGUAUGUUAUCUGACCUCCUCUUCAUCCCAAAAAACAAAGUGAGCCUGACAUUUGGUGAAUUUUACCCUGAAUUUUAUCAAUUAUAGAGUGUGGAUUUGUGCAAAAUGUAAAAGUAAAUGUAAUUCUAAUAUUAAAAUGAAGCUAUGAAAAUA